Molecule: messenger RNA, 183 nt
Organism: Penicillium vulpinum
Lineage: Eukaryota; Fungi; Ascomycota; Eurotiomycetes; Eurotiales; Aspergillaceae
Exons: 2
Coding region: 1-183 (60 amino acids)
Source: RefSeq, a predicted model, not a curated record
AUGAAGGAACUCAUUCGUGCAACCCGUGUGCAAGCAGACAAUGCCAGUGAGAAGACCGGCGAAGACGGGAAAAAUGCAGAAGGUGACGAGAUGUCCCGGAAACGCAACUGGGAGUUGUACAAGGCCCCAAAAUCCUUGUCCAGCGCAUUCUCGCUACGCAACUACAAAGAUGAAUUGAUGUGA